UUGAUCUUGCAGUAAAGCGCGAGUUUAUCUUGUCGUUGCAUGUUAGGCUUAAGUUAAAUGGACAUCCAAAUAAACAUCUGAUAACUCGAAAAUGUCGCACUUUGUUUCUGUUUUAUACAGGUCUGACAAGAUGCCCUUGACCCACCCCUCUUUUAAAUUGUUUAUAAUAAUGUAUUCUGUCGUGCAUUACAAAAAUCUUCAUGUUUUUGUAGGUCUCAUUUUAUAGUCAUGGAAGUUGCUACCAUCGUCGACGAAGAAAACAACAAAUAUGCUUUUAAACGAUACAACGGACACCCGUUUACCUUAGAUGUCGUUGGAAAUGUUAGAGAUCAGCUUGACAAAAUAGCCCAGCGCAAUAUCAAGGAGGACGAUGUGCUGGUUUGCGUUUUUCCUAAAUCUGGUACACAUUGGCUAUACAACACCGUGAUGAUGUUACGAUCAGGAUCCUUGACAUAUCAUGGAACACCUACAAUGAUGGAAUUUCAAGAUUUCAACGACAUUGAAGAAAUGCAGUCGCCGCGAACAUUCGGCUCGCACCUGCGUUUCCGGUUCCUCCCCGAUCAGAUGAAGCUCGGUAAAGGGAAAAUUGUCACCAUCACCCGUAAUCCGAAGGACAUCGUGGUAUCAAUGUACCACAUGCUGCAAAAACUCACAAAAUUUGUCGGCUACCAGGGAACGUUUGAAGGCUACCUAAAAUAUUUCCUCAGCGAAGAACAUUUCGUCAGUUCAUGGUUUUCCUGGAUUCAAGACCUGGAGAAAUGGAAAAGUCCGUAUUGCCUAAGUCUUUCUUACGAGGACUUUCGAAAGAAUACAUUUGCAAACGUCGUCAAGUUAGCUCAGUUUUUAGAAGUUGAUCACGAUGAAGAUUUUCUGCGAUCAGUCACGCAGAAUAUUCAAUUUGACAAAUUGAAAGAACUUCACAACAUACAGAAUCCGGCCAGUGAUCGUUGGAAAGAAAUCUGCGAAGAAGGGCGACUACCAAUAUACUGGAAAGGUCAGUCAGGAGACUGGAAAAACAUGUUCACCGUUGCCCAAAGCGAAAUGUUUGAUCGGGUGUACAAGGAGAAAGUGGCGAAACUCGGUCUGAAGAUCAAAUUCGAAUAAACAAGUCCAUGAACACAUGUGAAAUCUUGAAUCGAAUAUCCAGAUCAUAUGCUCACUGUAAUAGCUGUAAGUUUUCCUUGGUCGCGAGGUUUCAAGGGAGAUUGAGUCAUGAAAUUACAACAAAAUCAAAUUAAAAACAAAAGAAUAAUAAUAAAAUAAACAAGUAAUGAUAAUAAAAAAUGAAGAAAAAAAAACAAAAAACAAAAAAAAACAAAACAAAUGUGUAAGUCUUGGAAAUAUUAUUUGAAAAUCUAUAUUAAAUUGUAAUUUAUUUCAUUAUUCAGUCAAUGUUACCAUCGAACAGAGACGUACAUGUAUUAUGAUAUUAAGUCCGGAGUUUUAGCUAGAAAGCUAAUAAUUGUGACACUACCUUCCAAUGGCCAGAUCGUAAUGUAGUGUGAGGUAUAUGGACCUAGAUAUGACACACACACACACACACACACAUAUACACGUCGUUAAGAGCCAUGCCGAUAACAUACGAUUUGUCGAGUAGUAUUGUUAUUCUUUUUGACACUACUUACCAAUGGCCAGCUUCGAUCAGGGCCACAUCAAUAACAUAUUAUCCUUUAUGAACAUUCAAAUAAUCACGAUUCGAUAUAUGGUACUAUGAUAGUUAUCCAAAUGGUUAUGUAUACAUCGUCACAUGGAGGACAAAGCAUAUAAUUAACUAAUAGAAUAGUAUAGAAUAUCGCCCAUCCUAAUUUGGCAAAAUGUGGUUAUACAUUAUAAUUAUUAUAUUAUAUAUAUUGUGUGUAAUUAGAUAUGAAUUAUUUUUUGUUAUUAACCAUCCCUACUAUUGUUAUAAAAUGUCGGCGCGUCAAGAGUUGGUGGAAUAUCAAACCGACAUAUAUCUACAAAUCACUUCCUUCACUUAGUUUCUCAUUUCUCCUUUCCCUCUACCUCGAGCUGUACAUGUUUCCUUUACGCCUUCAUAUUUUCUUCAGACAUAAAUUAAUUUCUUUAAGUAUUAAGAAUUGUUUACAAUGCUGUCCUGAAUAAUCAAAUUAAGAAAACAUUUUUAUAUCAGUGUCAUAUCAUGUUCAUGAACUAGGAAAAUAAAUAAAGUUUAAACUGAA
This is a messenger RNA of Pecten maximus, 2180 nucleotides long. RefSeq names its product sulfotransferase 1C2-like. Gene Ontology annotation, molecular function: sulfotransferase activity. Gene Ontology annotation, cellular component: cytoplasm. Gene Ontology annotation, biological process: sulfation. Bases 229 to 1104 code for a protein of 291 amino acids. The record is from RefSeq and is a predicted model, not a curated record. NCBI's taxonomy places the organism in Eukaryota, Metazoa, Mollusca, Bivalvia, Pectinida, Pectinidae. The transcript has 5 exons.